This is a messenger RNA of Purpureocillium lilacinum, 546 nucleotides long. RefSeq lists its product as uncharacterized. Gene Ontology annotation, cellular component: multimeric ribonuclease P complex; nucleolus; ribonuclease MRP complex. NCBI's taxonomy places the organism in Eukaryota, Fungi, Ascomycota, Sordariomycetes, Hypocreales, Ophiocordycipitaceae. Gene Ontology annotation, molecular function: ribonuclease P activity; ribonuclease P RNA binding. Gene Ontology annotation, biological process: tRNA 5'-leader removal. The record is from RefSeq and is a predicted model, not a curated record.
AUGGUCCGCAUCAAGGAGAGAUAUCUCCUCGUCAACAUCGUCUAUCCUCCCGAGGCGACAUCCAGGGCCUCAUCCAAAGUACCCGACUUGGUGGUCCAUCGCCAGCCAACCAUCGAAAGGCUCACGCCUCAAGCCCUUCUUAAGGCCAUCCGAACCGAAGCGGCGCUGCUGUUUGGCGACUACGGAGCAGGAGCUCUGGAGGGCCACCUCACGGUCAAGUACCUUUCCCUGGCAACAUCUACCUUCAUCCUCAGGUGCUCCAGAGCACACUAUCAGAUUCUGUGGGCGUCGUUGACAUUCAUGGACCGGGUGCCCGUCAAGGAUGGCCGACCGUGCAUCUUUCGCGUCGUCCGUGUGAGCGGCACAAUGCGCAAGGCAGAAGAGGAAGCAAUCCGUCAAGCACGAGCGCUCAUCCUGGCUGCCAAGGACGAAGCCUCAUCUAGCAAAGCUACGAUUAUUGGCUCCGAGCGCGCCCUUCAGGACCAGUUCUCACCCGAGGAGAUGGGCGACCUCAGCGACGAUUCCAUGGAUCAAGACGACGGUUGA